AUGGCGGAAUACAUAAACCCACAUCCAUUCGACCCCCUCACUCCUGAGGAGAUUUCCACGGCUGCCGGGAUCGUCGGAGCUCAUUUCGCAGGCCAAACCCCAAACUUCCGCUUCAUCACGUUGAAGGAGCCGGCGAAGAGGGACAUGAUAGACUUCCUGGAGCUGGAGCACAACAGCCAGGCCAUUGUCAGUAUCCCUGCACGCCGUGCGCAUGUUCAGGUGGUUGUCCCGGGUGACGAGGGAUCCAACCAGCUAUUCGAGCUCGUCGUCGAUCUUGACCGGGGUGCGAUUGUGGAGACGGAGCAUCUCGUAGGGAAGCAUUCCUACAUCGACUCGGCCUAUAUGAAGGACGUUGAGAGAGCCUGUCUAGCCGAUGAGCGAGUCCAGGCCGAGAUACGGACACUCGAACUACCCCGGAACGCUUCCGUCUGCGUCGAGCCAUGGGCAUAUGCCACAGAUGGCAUGAACGACAUGUCGCAGCGCAUCACCAUGUGCUACUUUUACAUGCGCCUAGUUGACAACCCAGAUGCCAACUACUACGCCUACCCGCUGGAUCUGUGUGCCGAGAUGUCUGAGCAGCUCCAGGUCAUCAGAAUCUACCGCCUGCCGACCUCCGCGGAUGAGCAGAUCCACAACGACCCGCGCCCCUUUGACCGAAGCAAGAUCCACUCCGCCAUGACCAGCGAGUAUCACCCGAGCCUGCGACCUCCGCUCCGCACGAGCACCAAGCCCUACCAGGUGGUUCAGCCCGAGGGCCCGUCGUUCGAGUGGCACGGCAACCUUCUGAGCUGGGAGAAGUGGCGGCUGCGGGUGGGGUUCAACUACCGCGAGGGCCUGACGCUUCACGACGUGCGCUACGACGGCCGCAGCCUCUUCUACCGGCUGUCGCUGGCCGAGAUGUUCGUGCCCUACGGCGACCCGCGGUGCCCGUACCCGCGCAAGGCGGCCUUCGACCUCGGCAACGACGGCGCCGGCGUCAACGCCAACGACCUGCGCCUCGGCUGCGACUGCCUCGGCGCCAUCCGGUACCUCGACGGCUGGCACAACACGCGCUCGGGCGCGCCGCUGCGCCUGCCCAACGCCGUCUGCUGCCACGAGCAGGACGACGGCAUCCUGUGGAAGCACACCAACUUCCGCACGGGCAACGCCGUCGUGACGCGGUCGCGCGUCCUCGUCCUGCAGACCGUCAUCACCGUCAGCAACUACGAGUACAUCUUCGCCUUCCACCUGGGCCAGGACGCCUCGAUCCACUACGAGGUCCGCGCCACGGGCAUCAUCUCCACCAGCCCCAUUAGUCAGGGAGGGCGCGUCCCCUACGGCACCGUCGUGGCCCCGGGCGUCCUGGCCCCGUACCACCAGCACCUCUUCAGCCUGCGCAUCGACCCCGCCCUCGACGGCCACGCCAACUCCCUGCAGGUGGAGGAGACGGUCCCGAUGCCGUUUGACGACUCCGACCCCGACACCAACACCCACAACCCCUUCGGCAUAGGCUUCACCACGCACACCACCACCGUCUCGCGCGAGUGCGGCCUGGACCUCGACAUCGCCACCAACCGCACCUUCAAGCUAGUAAACGAGUCGCGCCCCAACACCGUCACCGGCACGCCCGUCGGGUACAAGCUCGUCCCGCACCCGACGCAGCUGCUCCUGGCGCACCCGCGGUCGCAACACGCCCGCCGCUCCGAGUACGCCGCGCACGCAGUCUGGGUGACGCGGUACCGCGAGGGGGACCUGUUCCCCGCGGGGAGACACACGAUGCAGUCGGCGGGGGGCGAGGGGAUUGCGUCGGGGAUCGAGGACCGUCGGCGGCGGCGAGAGGUGGAAGAGACCGGGGUGCGCGACGCCGACAUCGUCGUCUGGCAUACCUUCGGGUCGACGCAUAACCCGCGCGCCGAGGACUGGCCCGUCAUGCCGUGCGAGAAGAUGGUUGUCGGCCUGAAGCCGGUCAACUUCUUCGCCGGGAACCCGGCCAUCGACGUUGCGGUCGCGGCGCAGGAGACGAGCCGGAGCGUUCUCGUUGGUGAUGGGGGCGGUAACGGCGGUUGCGUUAAUGGUGGUUCGGGGGGUGUCAAUGGGAUCGUCGGGGAGGUCACGGCGCUUUGA
This is a messenger RNA of Phialemonium atrogriseum, 2103 nucleotides long. RefSeq names its product copper amine oxidase. Gene Ontology annotation, molecular function: copper ion binding; primary methylamine oxidase activity; quinone binding. The record is from RefSeq and is a predicted model, not a curated record. Lineage: Eukaryota; Fungi; Ascomycota; Sordariomycetes; Cephalothecales; Cephalothecaceae. Gene Ontology annotation, biological process: amine metabolic process. Bases 1 to 2103 code for a protein of 700 amino acids. The transcript has 3 exons.